Molecule: messenger RNA, 528 nt
Organism: Eimeria tenella
Lineage: Eukaryota; Apicomplexa; Conoidasida; Eucoccidiorida; Eimeriidae
Exons: 1
Coding region: 1-528 (175 amino acids)
Source: RefSeq, a predicted model, not a curated record
AUGACGCGCUCCCUGUCGCUCCUCCUCCUCGCCUUCGCGCUCUGUCUUUCCUCCGCUGCCGCCGGGCGCGCGGAAGCAGCAGCAGCAGCAGCAGCAGCAGCGGCAGACGCUGGAGAAGAUCCUCCAGCCUCUGUCCCAGAUGCAGCAGCUGCGGACCUCGCCGGCCCCGACGCCGCAGUGCCGCUUCCCCCCCAGGCCGAGCCGGAGCAGCUCCCGCAGCAGCCGCAGCAGCAACAGCAGCAGCAGCAGCAGCAGCAGGUGGAGCUGGAGGAAGCCUACGUGACGCUGCCGCUGCGGCAGGCCCUCAAAACCCGCGAGUUUUGGCUGCAGCGAGCUGCUGAGCUGCUGGUAAUGGCCCUGACUACUUAUGCAGUCUUUUGGGGCUACGGGAAGCUGGGGUGUCCGUUUAGGCGGUGGCCGCUGCGGCUGCUGGUGGAGCAGCAGCAGCGGGAAGCAGCAGCAAAGCGGCGGCAGCAGAAGCAGCAGCAGCCGCAGUACGAGCUGCGAGACAUCCCCCUUGACAGGUGA